AUGACACCCACAAAUCGAGAAAUGGUCCAAAUUUUUUUUUUUUUCCAGAAUCGAUUUCGACGAAAAACCCUAGAAAAUUCCAGUUUUGAUGAUGGAUUUGUUCCCUUUUCUGAAACCAGUAUAGAUCUGGAUGCCUCGCCUAAGGAAAGGCUGGAGCUUGCUGUGUCUGUGAUGAAUGAUCCUACUUUCCGUGAAGUUGAAAUCAUUGUUCGUGUUAUGUCUCAGUCUAAUCUUGUUUCCUAUAAAAGGCCCUACAAUGAUCGCUUUUACACUUCAAGUCGUGGCGAUUUUGCUCAAGGAGAGCUUGGAUUAGGAUUGUUUCCUCAACCUUAG
This is a messenger RNA of Eruca vesicaria subsp. sativa (arugula), 333 nucleotides long. The record is from the annotation of a GenBank genome assembly. Lineage: Eukaryota; Viridiplantae; Streptophyta; Magnoliopsida; Brassicales; Brassicaceae.